ACGUUAUGUGGUGUCAAGUUUAGCCUCACCAUCUGUACUGACGACAGACCGUGAACUCUUCACACUCCGGAUGGAAGAGGGGUGGAAACAUUCCGAAAACCCCACAAAAAAAGCCUUUCUAAGGGAUUCUGGUUGCAAUAAAAUAGCGAUUGUUUUGAACGUAUAAGGCUAUACAUUGAAGACCAGCAGAAGUGAAGAAAAUGACCAGCGAACCCGAGGAGGCAACGGCAGAGGUCUCGGAGACUGCUGCCGCACAGAGCGCGAGCGACCCGGGGACGUUACUGGAAGUUACUUUCCAGAAGAACCCCCGUCAAAAAUACAAGUACCUGGAGGCAGAACCCAAGAUAUUAGGGGUGACCGAGAUCGCACUGGCUGUCUUCCUUGUUGGCAGAAUCCCCCUUUUCAUAGGAAUAACCGGAUUUAAUUUACAAUGCUUAACUCUGUCAUUUUCAUUUGUUGGCAUAAUUGCUGGCGGUGUAGCGAUAGCAGCACAGAACCUUCACCUGCAGACACUCAAGGCUUGUUUGGGAAUGCAGGUGGUCACAUGUGUGGCAUAUAUCGUCAGUCUUAUGGUAACAUCUUUACGGGACCUACACUUUAUUAGCUGCCGGGAUCCUUAUUUUUUCGGGAUAACACAUGCAAAUGACACAUGCGUACAAUUAGAGAAGGGAUUUCAUCUGCUGUAUUCAAUAGAUGAGCUCACGGAGGUGACUCAAAUUGUCCUCUCUGCCACACUAGCUGCGUACUGCUGCAAGGUGAUUCCUUGCUGCUCUCCCAGAUCUCAUGUGCCUGUCAUCGUUAUGACGCCACCCACAACUCCGCAAUGAAAGUGAGAGUGUGUGCAUCUAAAAACACUAAAAUUACUAAUAAAUCUCAAUCUUAGAACACAUUAUUAGACACAAAAUAAUACAUUAUACCUUUGUUAAACAUAACAUCACUAAUAUAUCUCUUUAUAUAUAAUAUAUCUAUAUAUCUAUAUAUAAUUUAUGCAAAUAUUAUGAGAACAUACAAAAGUCUAGUCAUUUAACAGCUUUUUAAAUAGAUUUUUAACAUAAUGUGCAGUCUACAGACCUACUCCUGAAUUAACAUACUGUACAUGCGUAUAAUUUCCAGUAUGAAUUAAUAUAUUAAUCAGCUUUACAAUGCAACACAUAAAACUUGUAAAAAUAGCCUUUUACAGAACACAAAGAACCAGUCUGUGCAUGGACAUUAUCAAAAUUAAAUGAACAAUUGUGAUAAUCAUUAAAAUAUAAUUACAGACUUCAUACUGUUUUCACCAUAUUAUUUUCAUUUUUAUAAAGUUAAAAGGAUAUUCCACCCAAAAAUGAAAUGUGUUGUGCUCAAAAUAUAUUUUGAAGAAUGUCGGGAACCGAACUAAUUUAUGUUAAUUAAUGCUAUUAAUGCAUUAAUAGCAAUAUAACAUUUUUUUUGCAUUGUACUUAAACUAAUAAAUUUCACAAACACCCACCGACCUGAUGUCGUGAUUGAAUUCGUUUUUUUUUUUUUCAAAAUGAGUCAAAACUUUUAUAAAUGUGUUAUGAUUAACAAUUUCAUAAGAAGAAAUAAAACCAUUUUUUUUAAAGGUUCAAUGAAUUCAAUUAUACACGUGUUACAAUCAAUACUUACAAUUUAGAAAUAAUCUUAAUGAAGAAUCUUCACAGGAGAUAACCAUCGGAAUCUGCAGAUCUGUCUAUUUAAAGUGAAAGAAAAAGGUUCUGAUCCUUCAGAUGAAUGGUCUUUUAGACCAUUUAUUCCUAAAAUGCUAGCUCAGAGAUUCAAUUGAAAUGUUUCAUUGGUGUCAAUCUGACACAUGAAACAUAUUAAGGGAGAACUUGCCGGUAGUUAAUUGUCGUGCGGAAGAAUUGUCUCUUGGUCAAACAUCAGUUUGUAGCACUCGUUCAGCACUGCUAACAACCUGUCCUCUUCCACUGGCUCACAUUCCUCUUUUUACAUUUCAGAAAUGUUAAUAUAUGUUGAAAUGUUCCAGGCAAGUGGGCUGUACACAAUGAUAUGCUGUUCAAGAACAUUUUCAGAGCCUGAAACAACAACAACAACAAAACCCUCUAUUCGACAAUAUAACCUUUAAUCAACCAAACCUUACUUCACAUUUUAAUAUCGAUGAUUACUAAUGCUGGCCAAUAGACCUAGAAAAUAUAAUAUAAAAUAUAUUUAAACUGUCAAGUCUAUCUCAUGAUUUGACUGUAAGAAGCAAUCUGAAAAUAGGAAUCAAGAAAAAAAGAAGAGGCUUUAAACCACAAGUACACACAAUAAAAAUGUGAAAAUAACUGGAUGAAAUAACUAUUUACUUAAUGUACUAAGCCAACUAACAUUAUUCAUAUUCUUUUGGUUUCUGUGAAUAUAUUUAUAUUAUAUAUAUUAGAAAUACUUUUUAUUAGUUUCUAUAUAAAUAAUUAUUUAAAUAUAAAUAUAUAAAUAAUGUUUGUAUAAAUUAAAUUGCAGUCUUUUAGUUAUUUUAGUACUUCAAAUUCAAUUAAAUUAAAAUGAGAAAUGACUGGCAUCUAUCUGAAAUAAAAUGUUUACGUUUUUUAAAAA
This is a messenger RNA of Carassius gibelio (silver crucian carp), 2553 nucleotides long. RefSeq lists its product as uncharacterized. NCBI's taxonomy places the organism in Eukaryota, Metazoa, Chordata, Actinopteri, Cypriniformes, Cyprinidae. The transcript has 7 exons. The coding region runs from base 201 to 827 and encodes 208 amino acids. The record is from RefSeq and is a predicted model, not a curated record.